Molecule: messenger RNA, 1801 nt
Organism: Nymphaea colorata (pocket water lily)
Lineage: Eukaryota; Viridiplantae; Streptophyta; Magnoliopsida; Nymphaeales; Nymphaeaceae
Product: UDP-glycosyltransferase 82A1-like
Exons: 2
Coding region: 49-1512 (487 amino acids)
Molecular function (GO): UDP-glycosyltransferase activity
Source: RefSeq, a predicted model, not a curated record
AGUGUGAAAAUAUGAUGCUCUGAAGCGGGUUUCCGUCUACUCCCAACAAUGGAAGUCCAGUGCUCAAGGCCGAAGGUGGUUUUGGUGCCAUAUCCUGCGCAGGGUCAUGUCUCUCCCAUGGUUCAACUGGCGUCAGCCUUACACAGUCUUGGCUUCCAACCGAUCGUCAUCAAUGCCCAAUUCAUGCACGAUAGAUUAUUCAACAAUGGCGUCGCUCGUGAUGAUCAUGACAGUGGAGUUAUUUUUCUCUCCGUUCCGGACGGCAUCCACGGCGAUCGACCUUGCGACUUUGUGAGCAUCUUGUUCGCCAUGGAGAAUGUCAUGCCCCCACACCUCGAGAAGAUCCUUGAGAGCUUUGGCCAUGGAGAGGAAGGAAUUGUCUGUGUGAUUACUGAUUUGUUGGCAUCUUGGGCGAUCCGAGUUGCCGAACAGCGCCGAGUUCCGGUUGCCGGGUUCUGGCCAGCCAUGCAUGCUACAUUCAGUAUCGUCAAGUCCAUACCAGAUCUCAUCCAACAGUCUCUAAUUUCAUCCGUCGAUGGUGCUCCAUUAGUGGAAGGAACGGUGAGCUUCCUACCUUCUGAUCUUCCGAAGCUACGGCCAGAGCAUCUACCAUGGUACAGUCCAGAUCCUGUUGUCCGUCUGGUCAGGUUCAAGUUCUGGUUGGAAGUCUUGCACAGGUCAAGCGCCGUAAAAUGUGUCCUAAUCAACUCAUUUGCAGCCGAAAAUAGAGCACUUGGCAUGGAGGCAGGCCCAAAUAUUGACCCAAUUUCUUCUCCACUAGACCCACAUGUGUUUCAUGUAGGCCCUCUAACGAGAAAGGUUGAUCACAAUCUCAGCAUGUGGGAGGAAGAUGGUAGUUGCACCAGCUGGCUGGCCAAGCAAGCCAGGGGUUCUGUGAUGUAUGUAUCAUUCGGAAGCUGGGUUAAACUCUCUCCCCAACACCAUGUGGUCGAAUUAGCCAUGGCGUUGGAAGCCACGACUUGGCCAUUUCUAUGGUCACUGAGAGCACCAUGGCAAGCCAUGCUCCCUACUGGGUUCAUUGAGAGGGUUGGAUCUAGGGGGAAGGUGGUGGAAUGGGCGCCACAGAGAGAGGUCCUAUCUAGUGACGCUGUUGGUUGCUUCCUUACUCACUGCGGUUGGAAUUCGACCUUGGAGGCCAUAAUCGCCGGGCAGCCGCUUCUGUGUUGGCCGGUUUCCGGUGACGAGGGAAUCAACUGUGAGUUUAUUGUGAAGGUUUGGAGGGUGGGAACCAAAUUGGAAGGCAAGGGGAUGGAUGAGAUAAAGGAAGGGAUGUUGAAGAUGAUCUGUCAGAAGGAAGAGCUGAAGAGGAAUAUGGAGGCAAUGAGGGAAAGGGUGCUGGGAAUUGAAGGGGAGUUGAUGGCAGAGGAGAGCCUUAAGUCUUUCAGGGAUAUUAUCAUGAAGAAGCAUAGGACUAAGCCGGAUAAUGUAAAAGCAGAAUCCCUGACAAGAUCUGGGUCGCUUAUUUGCCCACCCUUGGAAGGCAAAUCUUGACAGCGGCUGUCCCACCUUACAAGCGUCGGCAAAUGGAUUUGCUAUCUCCACAGAAUGUCGUAUAUGUCCUUUGCUUCUCUGUUGUUAUCACAAUGUCUUAUUUUGUUUGCUUCUAUCUUAUCUCUAGAAGGAAAAAACGUGUUACAGACGGCCUCUCGCCCUUUCCACUACCUGUUAAAAUCGGAAAUGUGAUUAGUUAAAUAAGCAGUAGGUGCUGUACAACAAGGAAAGCAGUAUGGUUGUAUGAUAAUAUAUAAAUCUUACUUGCCAAAUGAAUUUGUUUAAGAGG